Nerophis ophidion (straightnose pipefish) is the source of this 2536-nucleotide messenger RNA. RefSeq names its product activin receptor type-1B-like. Gene Ontology annotation, cellular component: activin receptor complex; plasma membrane. Lineage: Eukaryota; Metazoa; Chordata; Actinopteri; Syngnathiformes; Syngnathidae. Gene Ontology annotation, biological process: protein phosphorylation; cellular response to growth factor stimulus; nervous system development. The transcript has 9 exons. The record is from RefSeq and is a predicted model, not a curated record. Bases 129 to 1643 code for a protein of 504 amino acids. Gene Ontology annotation, molecular function: activin receptor activity, type I; activin binding; ATP binding.
AAUCAUUACGUCACGUGUCCAAGCCUCAUCCAACGCAGGCUAGCAGCUAACUAGCUGAGGUUAGCCCAACGUGCUAGGAUGUAGUGGAAGCAGCGUGUGAGGGAAAAGGAGACACAUAUGUCAUCAUUAUGGCACAUUCACGGAUGUCACAGGCGCUGCUCACCUGGCUGGUCCUGCGGAGAAGCUGUGAAGCUCUUUGGUGCAACUGCACCACAGCCCGGUGCGAGAAGACGGGCUUCCAGUGCGAGACGGACGGCGCCUGCAUGGCCUCCACCUCCUUCCUGGACGGCCAGGAGCAGCACCUUCGCACUUGCAUCACCAGAGACAAACUUGAGCCUCCUGGUCAGCCUUUCUACUGCCUCAGUGCAGAUGGCCUGGUCAACAUCCUGUGCUGCUACAGCGACUACUGCAACAGCAUGGACCUCAAAGUACCCUCCGUGACCACUCAGUCGGCCCCCGGGGGUGGUUCGGGCCCAGGUGGGCCGUGGGGGCCGGUGGAACUGGUCGCCGUGAUCGCGGGGCCGCUCCUGCUGCUUUGUUUACUGCUGCUGGUGGGCGUCUUCAUGUGUCAACGCCAGCGCCGGGCCUGCGGGCGCAGACAGAGGCUGGGGCUGGAAGACCCCUCCUGCGACAAUCUUUACAUGCCUAACGACGGGACACUGCAAGACCUCAUUUACGACCUGUCCACAUCUGGUUCAGGCUCAGGCCUGCCUCUGUUCGUCCAAAGGACGGUCGCAAGAACAAUUGUCCUGCAAGACGUCAUCGGUAAGGGGCGUUUCGGCGAGGUGUGGCGAGGCCGUUGGAGGGGCGGUGAUGUGGCGGUGAAAAUCUUCUCGUCCCGAGAAGAGCGCUCCUGGUUCCGUGAGGCUGAGAUCUAUCAGACCAUCAUGAUACGACAUGAGAACAUCCUGGGUUUUAUCGCUGCCGACAACAAAGACAACGGCACGUGGACUCAGCUGUGGUUGGUGUCAGACUACCACGAGCACGGCUCCCUGUUUGACUACCUCAACCGCUACGCCGUCACGUCGGAAGGAAUGAUCAAACUGGCCCUGACGGCUGCCAGCGGCCUGGCACAUCUGCACAUGGAGAUACUCGGAACACAAGGAAAGCCUGGCAUCGCACACCGAGACUUGAAGUCCAAGAACAUCCUGGUGAAGAAGAACUGCACCUGUGCCAUUGCCGACCUGGGUUUGGCGGUCCGUCACGACGCCAUCACAGACACCAUCGACAUGGCCCCCAACCAGCGAGUGGGAACCAAGAGGUACAUGGCCCCGGAGGUCCUGGACGAGAGCAUCAACAUGACGCACUUCGACUCCUUCAAGUGUGCCGACAUCUACGCUUUGGGUCUGGUCUAUUGGGAGAUGGCACGGCGCUGCAACAGCGGAGGUGUCCACCAGGAAUAUCAGCUGCCAUACUACGACCUGGUGCCCUCCGACCCCUCGGUGGACGAGAUGAAGAAGGUGGUGUGCGAGCAAAAGAUACGACCAGACAUCUCCAACUGGUGGCAGAGCCAUGAGACUCUGCGGGUUAUGGGCAAGAUCAUGAGGGAGUGCUGGUAUGCCAACGGUGCUGCCCGACUGACCGCCCUGCGCAUCAAAAAGAGCCUUUCCCAGCUGAGUGUCAAAGAAGACAUUAAAGUCUGACAACCGAGCCCUCUUGUCUAAGGACACACAAGAAAUGUGUGCAAUGCUCUGCAAGGUUUUCUAAAGCCUCUCCUGACAAACCCUACCUCGUUUACCCAGAAUACCUUUCCUGUCGAGUUCCUCUUUCUGCCGCACCACAAGCAUCCUGGGUCCCCCCCCUCCCCCUUGGUGACAGUGAAUGUAUUACAUUUCCGUGUUCACUGGCAGUCAUCUUUUUGUCGUUUUCGGGAGCAAAGAAUCCACUAGAAGAAUGAUGAUGAUGAUGCUGCAGAGUCUGGUGGUUGCCAUGGCAGCAGCAACAGUUAAGGUGCUAUAAGAUCUCAAAGAGUUUUAAAGCAACCCCGGUCCAACGAGAUUUAGCUCUUCAGACCAUUUUGCAUGGAGCACUUUAGAUCUCAGGUGAGCCUUCUUCAGGUCUGGGAGUGCAGUGGAGACUCUCAGUACACAACAUGUUGUCACCCAGCAGGAAUAAUAGUAGUGAGACUUUCUAUGAUCACAUUGUUUUAAAUGUAAUCUCAGCACAUGCUUGUUUGAUAGCUUUGUUGGUGGAAUGUUACUUUCAACACUACAAUUACCUGAAAUUGUUAACCCCCACCCUCCCUCGCCAGGGAACCCACGCACUCUUGUCUUUCACUGUAUGUACUUUCAACAAGUAGUAUUUAUAUUUGUCUGACCUUGCGUGCAUUACUACUGAACUCUCUGCACGGCCCAAGAGUGGUCUGCAAGCCAUGCUGAUAGAACACUAAUUCUGCUGAUCUAGUUCUGGAUAUGUACCUGUGAGACGGACUGGGAGCUUUAUGGCAAUAAUGAAAGACGAGGUGUUUGGUCCAAAACUACUAUUUCAUAUAAAUCCACCUUGCCCUCAUGAGUAAAAUAUGAUGUGAGUCAAAGAA